AUGGUUGUGAAAGUGUAUGGUCCAGUCAAGGCAGCCUGCCCUCAGAGGGUUAUGGUUUGUCUUUUGGAGAAAGGAGUGAAUUUCGAAAUUGUUGAUGUUAAUCUUGAGGUGGGAGAGCAAAAGCGACCUCAGUUCCUCUCCCGUCAGCCGUUUGGUCAAGUUCCAGUAGUAGAAGAUGGUGAUUUCAGGCUAUUUGAAUCUAGGGCUAUUAUCAGAUACUACGCAGCCAAGUAUGCCGACCGUGGUCCCAACCUAUUGGGAACAACCCUGGAGGAGAAGGCUCUGGUGGAUCAGUGGCUGGAAGUAGAAGCUCACAAUUUCAAUGACUUGGUUUACACUCUGGUACUUCAACUUCUGGUGCUGCCUCGCAUGGGGGAGCGUGGUGACGUGGCCUUGGUCCAUGCAUGUGAGGAGAAACUGGAGAAGGUGUUCGAUGUUUAUGAGGAAAGAUUAUCAAAGAGCAGCUAUCUGGCUGGAGAAGCUUUCACUCUGGCUGAUCUGAGCCAUCUUCCAGGGAUAAGAUAUCUGAUUGAUGAAGCUAAACUGGGGCAUUUGGUGACUGAGAGGAAGAAUGUGAAUGCUUGGUGGAAAGACAUAUCCAACAGGCCUGCUUGGAAGAAACUAAUGAGCCUUGCUAGUGACUAG
Prunus armeniaca (apricot) is the source of this 645-nucleotide messenger RNA. Lineage: Eukaryota; Viridiplantae; Streptophyta; Magnoliopsida; Rosales; Rosaceae. The record is from the annotation of a GenBank genome assembly.